Molecule: messenger RNA, 213 nt
Organism: Plasmodium reichenowi
Lineage: Eukaryota; Apicomplexa; Aconoidasida; Haemosporida; Plasmodiidae
Exons: 1
Coding region: 1-213 (70 amino acids)
Source: RefSeq, a predicted model, not a curated record
AUGUACUAUAAGCAGUAUUACACUUAUGACACGUAUUACCGACCUUACUAUCCCCAAUAUGUAUUAUAUGAAGUUCCAAGAGAAAAAAAUGUAUUUUGUAGUUUGACAGAAGCAUUAUGUAGCUGUGCAGUUUUGAUCGUGACGACCUUCACUUCGUUAUGUAUUACUUCAACGGAUUUAAUAAUAAGAGGUUGUGAUAAUAAGAGGAACUGA